Molecule: messenger RNA, 1475 nt
Organism: Ostrea edulis (European flat oyster)
Lineage: Eukaryota; Metazoa; Mollusca; Bivalvia; Ostreida; Ostreidae
Exons: 5
Coding region: 96-893 (265 amino acids)
Source: RefSeq, a predicted model, not a curated record
AAUAGUAAGGGUUAUUACGCAGAUUACAACAAUUCAUUAUUUUAAUCGUUGGGGAUUUUCACUAUCAGUUUCUCAUCUGCGCUUCUAAAUGAAAGAUGGGUGGAAAAGUAAAUGCAGUCUUCGGAUUGUUUCUAAUUCAAGGAACAUUUGCAACCCUGCUAAAUGUUCGCGAAAUAAAAAACGGGACGUGCCAUUUAGAAACAUUAAAAGUAGACAUUUUGCUAGACUGUGAUGUGAGAGAAUACCAAAUACAGAUCGUAUUCAACAACACCCUGGUACAGUGCUCUGUUACUAGUGGCGAACCACAGUGUCACGUGGACAGCUCAGCAAACUCAGUGUACAACACAAGCAGCAAUAUCAUGACGUUCAGCACACAAUUCAACCACACAAAACACGCGGGAAAAAAGAUGUGGAUUAAGUCUUCCUGCACCAAUGGAACGGAAUAUGUGCCACUUUUACCUUGUGUCUCAGGCUUCAAAGCACACGCUCACCACAACACCACUCACGUGAUGAUAGCUUGUGAGCACUCGUCCUUUAAUGAUUCGAACACCGGAAUACGGAUACAUGGUAACGAGACAUUGUCGAAAUGUUCAUGGAACAAAUCAUCUCAGGAAAACAUUUGCACCUUUGGGGCGACAGCUCUGGCGGAUGGCGUUCAAUAUACUACCCCGUAUAAACAAGGAAUGAAACUCGCCUGUUCAUUGGAUGGUCAGACUAUUCCGAUCUCACCACAAGCAGAGAAUAACAAAGGCAAUGAAGAGAGUCUUAGUUUGCCAAACUUUACCAACGAUGCUGUCAACGGGAAAGUAGAGGAAACCCAAUCUUCAGCGAGCGAAAACGAGAUGAAAGUGCAGACUACAUGCAUCCUUGCUGUUCUUCUAUAUAUCGCUUGAGAUGUAUUUGUAUGAAGAAACCUUUAAAAACAAGUCAACAGGGGGUGGUAACUGGGCACCUGGUUUCACUUUUAGGGCGGCAAGGGUUCGUGUUUGCCCUUCUGCUAAUCGUACAUUCUGUAUGCGAGUUACAAUGGGAUUUAUCACUGCUUUAAACAACAUGUUUUGACUCCAUGUAAAUGUGUAUGCCGUUUCCCGAGUAAAGAAUAUGCAUGUUCAUAUCUGUUGAAUAAACUAUUUAUUUUGUCAGUUUUUAUCAAACGUAUAAUGUUUUACAUAAUUUCAUGUUGCCUAUCUCUACAACAAUAUUUAUCGGAUAUGCACUCAUCGAAACAAAGCAGAGGAUCGAUGAGGUAUGACAAACGCACCUGGGUAUAUUUUGCUAAGACAAAAUAUUAAUGAUUAUGACGAACUUACUUGGUAAGAUAGGCCUGUCUAAAGUGCCUUCAGGUCACAGAUAAACAUCGGUAUUCAGGAAAACGAUUACGAUUACGAUAUACUUCAAAUGAUAAUAUGAAUGUAAAAAUUGAACCACAAUAUUUGUUGUAUACUGUGAAAAUAAAAAAAUAAAAAUUUAACAAU